This is a messenger RNA of Labrus mixtus (cuckoo wrasse), 2252 nucleotides long. Its product is annotated as homeobox protein Hox-A10. The coding region runs from base 416 to 1561 and encodes 381 amino acids. The record is from RefSeq and is a predicted model, not a curated record. Gene Ontology annotation, cellular component: nucleus. The transcript is spliced from 3 exons. Gene Ontology annotation, biological process: regulation of transcription by RNA polymerase II. Lineage: Eukaryota; Metazoa; Chordata; Actinopteri; Labriformes; Labridae. Gene Ontology annotation, molecular function: DNA-binding transcription factor activity, RNA polymerase II-specific; RNA polymerase II cis-regulatory region sequence-specific DNA binding.
AAACCGUCUGAGACCAAGGUUAUUAUCUGUGUUACCAAGGAGGCGAGAGCCACGACAUGGUGAGGACGGAUAGGAAACGCUUCUGCUCGCUCGCUGCAGCAGCUUCAUUUGAGAGGCUUUUCCCCCUCGUGUGGUUUGUCCACCUCGACUCACAUUAGCGGCGAGCUGCGGCACUCAGGAUGAGACCCAUCUUUACCACAGGGCGGCGCUAUUGGGACCAAUGUCAUGGCCGUGGAUCUUUUCUUCUCUAAGCUCACCUCGAAUGCACGCAGCUCCAUGAUGGAUUUCGCUCCGGCUUCUACGUAGCUGCGGUGUGGGAGGGACUGCCCAUCUUCCAGCAUUUCCAUUGGUUUUACAGUCUGCAUGGUGGAGAGGGGGGUGCCUCUAAUCAUAUCCAGCAUGUUUUGUACAAGAAAUGUCAGCCAGAAAGGGCUAUCUUCUCCCUUCGCCAAAAUACACCACAAUAAUGUCAUGUUCGGACACUCCGUCAGGAAAUGCGUUUUUAGUGGAUUCUCUGAUCAAUGGCCGCAGCGAGAGUGCCGGAGGUCACUACGCAGGGAGCGCAGUGUGCGUGCCCCAUAGCACCGCAGCUACAGAAGUGCCUUACGGACUACACAAUUAUGGAUACUUCCCAGGUAUGGGUAAGCGGGGCGAGGUGGGUCCACAGAACAUUGUUUCUGGCUCAGGCGCGUACAUGUCCAGCAUGGAGAUGUGGAUGGACGCGCAGAGGUCAUGUCGUAUGGACCAAGAGCACCCUGCGGGUCCCCAGGUCGCGCCCUGCUCGUUCCCGCAGAACAUUAAGGAAGAGAGCACAUACUGCCUGUAUGAACAGCCCAAGUGCCCUAAAGCCUCCACCGCCGAAGAUCUCACAUAUUCGAGGUUAGCGACAGCCGGACUCGGUUCGAGUUCCUGCACAGGUACCGAUGGCGGUGGUGGUGGCGGGGGCUCAGUGCCUGUGCCGGGCUACUUCCGCUUGUCUCAGACGCACGCACAUUCUCAUAAACUUUACAACAGCAACGGCCCCCAGCCGAACCCUUCCCAUUCUCAUUUUGGCCUACACCCCACUGCUCCAGUUCGCUUCCAUACGCCACCGACUCCGACUUCUGCUCCAGCCACGGCGCAGGAAGGAAGGACCACCGAGGAGCCCGCGCCGUCGGUAAAAGCCGACCUGCAGCCUCACCCUGGACCGGUGACCGAUGAGGCACGCGAGUCCUCGGACGCGGAAGCCUCGUCGGGUGACGAGACGGAAGAACGUGGCAAAGCUAGACCAACUAAAGCUACUAAAGGAGACACAAAAAGUGAAAACAUGGCUAACUGGCUGACAGCGAAAAGCGGCCGGAAGAAACGCUGUCCAUACACCAAACACCAGACACUGGAGCUGGAGAAGGAGUUCCUCUUCAACAUGUACCUGACCCGAGAGCGCCGCCUAGAGAUCAGUAAAGGCGUCCACCUGACGGACAGACAGGUUAAGAUCUGGUUCCAGAACCGCAGGAUGAAACUGAAGAAAAUGACGCGGGAAAAUAGGAUCCGGGAGCUCACUUCCAACUACGGAUUUUCGUGAUGAACGAGGUGAUCACAUUGAAAUAGAAGUAAAUGGGGGAAAUCAAUGGCACCCAUACUCCCUCACCACUAUGGCUGCAUAUUGACUCAUUUUACUGUAGGGUACAACUCUCAUUUUUAUUACCAAACAAAUUCAGUGCAUCGUCCUCUGUGAGCUUCUGAGCAGAGAAAAAGGAAGAAAAUGUGAAUAUAAUGGGUUACAUUUGGUUUACGAGGGCGUGUUUUUGUAUUGUAAACCUGUUUUUGUGUGGUUGGAUUGUAUCAGUGGAGUUAAAUGAAAACAAUUUUAAAAGAGUAGAAAAGUGAAAACUUAUCCACUUUCCCCUACUUUUGAAAAUUAUCUUUUUUUUCUAUUCAUUUAAUCCAAAAGUAUGACUUUAUUUUAUUGAAUUGGAAUUGCAUGAUAAAACGUUUUCACAUAAAAAAUAUUAACCCCCCUCCCCCAUGGAAUAUAAUGCCCAUGUUUCACCAGGGGAAGAAUAAUUCACAUAUGGACAUUAGCUGUAGUUUCCCGUGAAAUAGAGUUAUAAUGUGUACGAGCUAAAUGUAGAAUUGAAACCUUUGUUCACAAUGAGGACGUUCACACGACAACGAUGCGCAAAGUGAAGGAGGAAUGUUUUUAUUGUAUAUUUCUGUGUACAUAUGACAUUGUGUUUUUGUGUAAUGCUUAAUAAAUUAUCAGCUGGCAUUGA